This is a messenger RNA of Larimichthys crocea (large yellow croaker), 3473 nucleotides long. It is a transcript of the gene gal3st2, whose product is annotated as galactose-3-O-sulfotransferase 2. Gene Ontology annotation, cellular component: membrane. Bases 52 to 1863 code for a protein of 603 amino acids. The transcript is spliced from 4 exons. The record is from RefSeq and is a predicted model, not a curated record. Gene Ontology annotation, biological process: glycolipid biosynthetic process. NCBI's taxonomy places the organism in Eukaryota, Metazoa, Chordata, Actinopteri, Sciaenidae. Gene Ontology annotation, molecular function: galactosylceramide sulfotransferase activity.
CAGUCGGGCCGGAGGCAGUCGGGCCGGAGUUUAUCAGUAGGUUUUGGGGAGAUGCUGUCCCCACCGGCGAGAUGGAUCAGAGAGCAGCCUCUGAGCUCGGUAACCUCGUGUGUGAGGAGAGGGCUGUGCAGCAGGCGUCACUCUCUGUGGAUAUUACUAUUCCUGCUUGUGGUCUGCAUUGCCAUUCAGACAUUUGUUGCCCGUCAGGCCAGGACUGACAAGCUGACAGAACUUCCACAUCUGAGAUUCACCAUCAACAAGCAGCACCUGAUAUCUCCUCUGCAAAAUGUCUGGGAAAGCCCCCAUUCUGAGUCUUCACUGACAAUAGAGCCAGAUUUGAAGUCACUCCAGGCAGAAAGCACUUCACAUCUUCAACAUCAGAUUGAUGAAUAUGGAAAGACAUCUGAUUAUAUUCUGCCCAGACAUAUGAAUAAAAUUGUCAACCUUGCUACAGGCUCUCAAAUGGAGGCAAGAAAAGUUUCACCUAGAAAGCUGCUUCUACCAAAACAUGGAAACAAGCUGAGCUUUGGACUAUCUGGUUCUUUAGUCCUCAACAGUCCUAAGAGAAGUUUAGGUCUCAUCAACACCUCCACUCCAUCUGUUUUUUUAAAAGCUCACACUAAAGCAACCUGCCAGCCGAAGUCUCACAUUGUUUUCCUCAAGACACACAAAACCGCAAGCAGCACUAUUUUAAACAUUCUUUAUCGCUAUGGUGAAAGCAGGAACUUGACCUUUGCCCUUCCUCUGAACAAACACAGCCAGUUGUUUUACCCAUUCUUUUUUGCUUCACAUUUUGUGGAAGGUGUCAGCAGCAGAAGUGUGAGGGAGUUCCACAUCAUGUGCAACCACAUGAGGUUUAGAAAAUCUGAGGUGGCAAAGGUGAUGCCUGAGAAUACAUUUUACUUUUCUAUUCUGAGGCACCCUGUAGCCAUGAUGGAGUCCAUCUUUAUUUACUACAAGAGCAUCCCAGCCUUCCAUAAGACUCACAGCCUGGACAACUUCCUAGACACCAGCUGGAGAAACUACAACUCAUCAGUAACCAACAACCACUAUGCUCACAACAUAAUGGCUUUUGACUUUGGCUUUGACAACAAUGUUGCAGCUGAUGCUGAAGACCUGGAGGAGAGAGCAAGCAUGGCUAUUGCAGCCAUUGAACGAGACUUCCAUCUUAUUCUUAUUUCUGAAUACUUCGAUGAGUCCAUGAUCUUGCUCAAGCAUUCCCUCUGCUGGUCCUUUGAAGAUGUGGUUUCUUUUAAGCUCAACAGUCGCAGUGAACAAACUCGUCACACACUUUUACCAGACACUGCAGAGAAAGUCAAGAGGUGGAAUGCUUUAGACUGGAGGAUUUACUUGCACUUUAACACCACUUUCUGGCACAAAGUGAAUAGCCUGGUUGGGCAAGAGCAGAUGAAGAAGGAAGUAUCUCAGUUGAAAGAGCUACAGACCAAGCUAGCAAACACCUGCCUGAAAGAUGGUGGAGCAGUUGACCCUUCCCAGAUAAAAGAUGUCAGGCUAAAGCCAUUCCAGUAUGGAGCAGCUGUCAUUCAGGGCUAUAACCUGAACACACACAUAGACAAUCAAACCAAAACAAAAUGUCAGAGGCUUAUAACUCCAGAACUACAGUAUACAGACCGUCUGUACACCCUGCAGUUCCCUGAACUGGCUGAAAAGCAUAGACAAGCAACUAGAAUGGUUGCUCCACAGCCUCAACGCUCAGGCAGAUCCAGUAAGAUGACCUGGGCCCGGGAAGCUCAUCACAGGCGGAUCAUAAGACGCAAAUUCUCAAAUCUCAAGAACCAAAAAGCCUCCACAAGUGCUCUGUUAACACGUACUGAAGCUAACAACAAAUUAAGUACACUAUGAGUGGUAACUGUAUUAAUUAAUCAUAGGAAGAUGUUAUAUGUUCAUACCACAAGACAUAAAUACAGAUAUUUCAUCUAAUGUUCACUUUGUCACAACUUUGUCGUUUACAAACCACAAAAUGGGUUGUUGGAAGUUGUUAAGCUACAGGAAUUGUCACAGUGUCAACUAAACUGAAAGAUUUCAUUCUGUUAAGUUACUUUGUUAAGUUGUUAAGUUUGCUUAGUUAUAUUUAAAGUUUUGUGGAAAUCAGCCAAAUGUGGAAAUCUGAUAGUAGCACAAGUGUCAAAUGAGACAAAGCAUUCUUCAGAAUUCUGUUAUACCACCUCCACGAUUAAGGUUAGGUUUAGUUUAGGUAAAAAUUAGAAAAUGAGAGUGGUGGAAGAGGAGAUGCAAGCUAUGGUAGGAUGCUGUGGUUUUAAAGUGAGACACUUCCAACCAGUUCACAUGAACCUUUAUUUACCUAUGACCUCCUGUCUGAGUGAUAAGUGACAAGCCUAGCUUGAGAAAAGAAGAAAUAAAGAAAAAGUAUGGGGCAAAGAUCUUAAUUUCUUUUCAUUACAGAGGUGUUAUUGUUCAUAUUGUUAGAAAACCAAAAGUUAACUGGAUUUAAUUUAUGUUUUCAGAGUUCUUUAAUUAAGUAUUGAAAAUAAAGCAAUUUGAUCACAGCAUUUGAAUGAUGUUCAACAAAGGACAUCUAAUGAUUUAUGAUGAUAUUAUGACUUCUGUGAAAUAUACUGUAUAUGUUAUAUUUUCUUUUAUUCGAUAUGCUGAAUUUGAGUUGCUAUAGGUUGUGUGUACGGCUAAGAGAAUGGUCACUGCUCUUAGUCCAAAAACCUGCACCUGUUGUACCAGCUGAAUACCACCUAAAGUUUGAUCAAAAAUCGGAGCUCUAAUGCAUUCUAACUACUUGCUACUUGAACUACAUUUUGUCAGUGCAGCAUUCAGGCAGGCUAACGAAUGGCAGAGACCUACAAUAGACUGUGCAAGUAACAAGGAGAACAUAAUGUAUGUGGUCUUGUGUGAACUAAAUAAUAAUGAUGAUAUUGAUUAUAUGAAAAUCUUUUAACCAUUUAAAUUAUUCAUUCUAUCAUUUUACAACUGGCUCAGAGAUACUUUUUUUUCUUACACAGAUAAAAAUGUUUGUAACACACAGAAAUAUGGUCAUAAAUAAAAACACCAACAGUCUUGUUAGAGCAACAAAGCAGUGACAGCAGCAUUGAUGUUCUGAAGUGGAUAAAAUCCCAGCAUGGUUAGAAAUGUAGAUCCCUCGUAUAACUAACACAAACUAACAUGUAGCUAGUAUAACUUGCUGCCGUUCCCAGCAUCAGACAGCUCUUAAUUCAAAAAGCUGUAAAAUGACUAUGUGACCAUGUGUAGCAGGCGUUUAGGUGGUCAUUACUAACUAGUAAAGAUAUAUUAAUGGGAUGGGUAAAGAAAAAAGAAUCAAGAAGCACCUGAAUGCACUUUUAGUUUGGUCUCCGUGAGACUUCAGUCUUGUAAAGGAUGCAUCCUCAUGUGCUGCCGAUUCAUAAAGAGUGAACAUUUCUCUUCUUUCGAAGUUGAUAUUUUCAUUUCCCUUCUUGGUUUUGUUUCUACUUGUGCAAAAUAAA